Messenger RNA from Bactrocera neohumeralis, 9852 nucleotides. RefSeq names its product axotactin (gene axo). The transcript is spliced from 20 exons. NCBI's taxonomy places the organism in Eukaryota, Metazoa, Arthropoda, Insecta, Diptera, Tephritidae. Gene Ontology annotation, molecular function: serine-type endopeptidase inhibitor activity. The record is from RefSeq and is a predicted model, not a curated record. Bases 228 to 6863 code for a protein of 2211 amino acids.
GCUGCGUUCGUGCGGUUCGUUGUGCUUAUCAUAUAGCCACAGGUGUUUCGGGCACUCAAGUUCCUUUAUAGUUUGAUAAAAAUAUAUCAAAAUACAUACAUACAAAAAAUAUUGUUGUUGUGUGAAUUCUAAAUUACAGUGUAAAUGCACUUGGAGGCAGCAAAUGUUCUAUUAAUCACACGGCGCUCCGCAGCAGCAGUUUAAGUAAAACAAAUAAACUCAGCACAAUGCGGUCCAACAUAGUGAUGGCGCGGCGGCACCAUCAUUGUCUCCUAUUGCUUUUACUCCUCACGCAAGCGUUCCUAAUCUGCUCGGCGCUACCCGCCGCAUCCAAUACGCUUGCCGCACAAAGUGGUGCUGGAUUAAGCUCCACCAGCAGCAACAACAAUGUCAGUGGCAACAGUGCCGUUAGCAAUAGUAAUACAAAUAGCAAUAGCAACAACAAUGCCGUAGGAAAUCCCAAUGUGAGCAUAAAUAGUGGCAGCAAUAUUGCGAGCAACGUCACUGUUAGCGGCAACUCUAUAAGCAGCAGCGGUAGCGGCGGCCUAGCCGUCGGCACGGGCGGCAACAAUAUCGAUUUGCUCAGUGCAGCUGGCACAAGUGCGGUCGGUAUCGGUGUGCCUGGUGGCGGCAGUGGCAACAACAGCAACAUUAUCGUAUUGCCUAGAGAGAAGUUGUAUGAAAAGUGCACUGGGCCAGGUGAUCCGGGUCCUUGCAAGCAAUACAUUUACAAAUGGCGUUACGAACCGCUCUCCAACGAGUGCACCACCUUCAUUUGGGGCGGCUGUGAUGGCAAUCCGCAGAAUCGUUUCAAUACAGAGGCCGAGUGCUUGUAUCAUUGCAUUGGAGGACCACACACAUUACCGCCUUUUCUGCGUUCCACCACCAGCGAACCCAGCACCACCGAGUCAACACAGCAGUUGUCAUCCAACACUGCGGGACCUGUGUAUGGUGGCGGCGAUGCUUCGGACUCCAGCCCCGUGCCUUUCGAUCAGCGUGGUCCUGAGCUAACGUUUGCCGAAACAGGUCAGGAGAAAACAUUCGUCUUUGCCAAGAAUAACACAUUCAUCCAAAUGGACGGUGACAUUAUACAAACAUUUCAAUUAAGACUUUGUCGAGAGAUCUCAUUUCAAUUUCGAACGCGUCUACCACACGGUCUACUCGUCUAUCAUAACGUAAAAAAUCCGGAUCGCAUUAAUUUGGACCCUUAUGCGCUAUAUGUGAUUGUCGAAAAGGGGCAACUGAAGGUCGUGCACGUUUUUGGAAAGCACUCAACAAGCGUUACCGUGGGUGAAGGACUCAAUCGCGACGAAUGGCACAGUGUGAUGGUACGCAUCGAUGUCCAUGGCGCAAGAUUGAUUGCACGCGUUGACAACAGUCAAGAGGAAGUUUACCUGAAGGGCUUGAACCACGACACAAACUAUGGAGUGUCGACGAAUCUGCCGUCUGUGGUGCUGGUCGGAGGUCUUUCAUCGGAGGAGAAACUGCAUGGCGUCAAGUAUAUCAUUGAAUCAUUUGUGGGCUGCAUCCGAAAUGUGGUGCUGAGUUCGGGGAAGGCAGCAUCCGAUUUGCUGCCCAUCGCACCGCUGGUGGCCACCAAGCACGAGAACGUCAAUGAGGGCUGCUCCGACAAAUGCUAUUCCAGACACAAUUUGUGUUUUGUGGGCUCCCGUUGUAUUAAUCACUAUUAUGACAUUUCAUGCGAUUGCUUUGGCACUCCCUAUGAAGGCGAGCACUGCGAUAUUUACACGGCAACGAUAAUGACUCUACGUGGCUCCAGCUAUGUCUCGUAUCGCAUUUAUGACUGGAAGGACCGAGUGCACUCCUCGAACACCCGCAUCAGCCUCAUGUUCCGCACACAGUUCGACGAUUCAGCGCUUUUCUAUGCCAGCGGCGAAUCACUCAAACAUCAAUACAUCGCCGCCUCGAUAAAAAAUCAAUCAAUUCAUGUGGAAAUGGAUUUCGGUGAUAACGUGCUGUCGACAGUGCUCACUGAUGAGUUGACACGUAGUAAUUGGCAUAAUUUAACCAUUCACCAUGAGCGACGCACAGUGCGCAUCAUACUUGAUCAGCAAAUGAAAGUGCUCGAUAUACCGGCGACAUCAAGCGCCAAUCUGCUAUUCGAUCCCGAAAUUUACUUCGGUGGCGGUCCCGAUUUACACAAGAAGAAGGGCUUGCUAUCGCAGAACAAUUUCGUUGGCAGCCUUAAGUAUGUCUACUAUAAUGAUGUAUCGAUUUUAUAUGAACUACAAAAGAGUAAUCCCAAAGUGCACUAUCACGGUGUCCUCGAGGCCGAAUUCCUAGAGAACGAAGUCAACGUCAUACCCAUUACGUAUCCGUUCGCAACAUCUCACAUUUGGUGGCCCAUAAAUCACGCCGAAGAAUUUAAUAUUAAAUUCGAUUUCCGGAGUAGUCGUACAGCAGCCGUAUUGGCGUAUAGUGAUGUGACAACAGCAUCCGGAAAUGGAUUUUGGGAGAUACGCCUCUCCUCGGACAAACUGAGUUUUGAUCUAGUGCCCGAUUUGGGCAGCAACCUCACCCACUCAACGGUGAUCAAAGUGAACAGAGCCACCUCUUGGCAUUCCGUUGAGCUGGACUACAAAGCGGGCGAAAUCACUUUCACCGUUGACUACCAUCUGCGGCAAAGCCAAAUGUUCGGCUUGACUUUUAAUAUCGGUGACAAGUUAAUUAUUGGCAGCAGUCUUAAGUCGGCCGCCUCUGGGCUGGUCGGUUGCAUACGCGACAUCGAAAUAAAUGGUCAUCUUAUCGAGCCACGACAUGUUGUGAAGACGGAACGUGUGGUAGGCGAGGUGGCAUUGGAUAACUGUAAUUACAUUGAUCCAUGCAAACGGCCGAAUACUUGCGAGCAUGGCGGCAAGUGUUUCGUGAAAGAUGAUCGUGUCACAUGUGACUGCAAACACACCGGCUACAUCGGCAAGAACUGUCACUUUACGAAAUAUCGCAAGACUUGUGAGGAACUAGCACUGCUUGGAUACACCAAAUCCGAUGUAUAUCUCAUCGAUAUUGAUGGCAAUGGUGUAUUUCCACCGGCGCAUGUUAAGUGUGACUUCCAGAGCUUGGAGAAUGCUACAAAAACUAUUGUCGAGCACAAUCUACCGAGCCAAGUUGAUGUGCGUUCGGCGAGCGAAAGUGAUUUUAGCUAUAAUAUUCGUUAUCGCGAAUUUUCACCAGACAUGUUGCAAGAAUUGAUCUCACAUUCUUUAUAUUGUACGCAGUACAUCAAGUAUGACUGUUAUAAGGCGCCGUUGGAGCUGCACUCGGCAACUUGGUUCACUUCGUCCGCCAAGAAUCUGACUGUGGAUUUUCUCGGCAACGCAAAGCGCGGUGCUUGCCCUUGCUCCAUCAAUAAAACAUGUGUGGACCCAAAUCAAUCAUGCAACUGUGAUGUGAAGGAAAACAAAUGGUACUCUGACGAGGGCUUCUACAAUGAACCGCACAGUCUUGGCAUAACGAAUAUGUACUUCUUGCAACAAAAAGACCUGGAGGAGGACUCACAAGGACGUAUUACGCUGGGGCCAUUAGAGUGUGUGGAAACAAACACCCAGAAGUAUGUUGUCACCUUUACCACAUCACAGUCAUACAUCGAAGUGCCCGGCUGGCGGAAGGGCGACAUUGCUUUCUCCUUCCGCACCACCGGCGAAAAGGCCAUACUGCUCUUUCAGCCACCCAUUCGUCCGAACCAUCCAUCCUUUAUGGUCGCACUCACCGGCGACUAUCAGCUGACAUUCAAUUUUACCCUCAGCACCGGCACGACAAGAGAACUGGUAAUUAACUCGCAUCGCAAACUGAAUGGCGGUGAAUGGCAUAAGAUUUGGAUCGACUACAAUGAGUAUCACGUGCGCUUUAUGAUAAAUACAGACUAUCAAAUGGUUGAUCUGCUGCCAGAGGAGGAAUUCGGACCAUUCGAGGGCAGCAUGUAUAUCGGCGGCGCCACAGCUGACCUGCUGAAGAAGCUCUCUGUUAAAGCUGGCCUAAUUGGUUGCUUCCGCGGCCUAGUCGUCAACGGCGAAAUACUCGACAUUUACAGUUAUAUGUCCGUACAUCUUUCAGAGAUAAUUAAAGACUGCAAGCCGUCAUGUGUGCCAUCACCGUGCAAAAAUGGCGCACAAUGCAAGGAACUAUGGAGUACCUUCCAGUGCGUGUGCAGCAACCCCUGGGCGCACAUCGGUGAAUUCUGCGAAACAAACAUCAACGAGAAGGCACUCACAUUCAUUACACGUGAGUCGUUCUUGAUGCGCAAUUACAUUAGCACACCCGCCGCUACGCCGCCCUUCCUGCCGGCCGCCUACUCCAUCUACGGCAUCAAUGAGGAACGGGACAUCAUCAAAGGCAUACUCGCACAAGACAUACUCAUCAACUUACGCACUUACGAUGCGAAUGCGCUAGUCUUGUAUGCAAACGAUCAUUACAACAAUUUCGUGCACUUGUAUAUUAGCUCCGGUCGCGAAAUUGUCUUCCUCUAUAAUUAUGGCGAUGCAAUUGUUAAUCUGACUAUAGUUGAUGUGUCCGUGAGUAGCCUGAAUAGCAUUCAGGUGGCCAUUGAGCGUGAGGAGCAACGCACCACGAUGCACGUGAACGAGCAGAGCGUGAGCGUGGAGAGAGGCAUGAUGCUGUUGGAUGAAUACAGCAACAAACCGUGGGUCAAUCCGGAGAAGGAGGUUCUCUCACCACACCGUCCACCCGCACCGCCAACUGAGUACUUCCAAUUUAAUAUUGGCGGUUAUGAUCCUGCGAAUUUGCUAAGGCCCAAUCUGGACGCUCCUGCGCUGCAGGGAUAUAUUGGCUGUGUGCGUGGCCUGAAAAUUGGCACAAAUCUAAUCGACUUGGCUGACAUCAACGAACGGAAUAUCUCGCCCACCAUGGAAGGUGUGCUGCCCAACUGCCAAAUCAAAUGUGACGCCGAGCCUUGCAAAAAUGGCGGCAUAUGUAAAGAGAACUUCGCCAAACAGGAGUCCACAUGCGACUGUGAGCACACCAGUUUUCUAGGUGAAUUUUGCAUGGAGGAGAAGGGUGCGGACUUUAGCGGCGAAUCAACAUUGUUGCGUAAAUUCGAGCUUACCGGCAAAGUGGACUACGUACGAUUGCAAUUGGCAUUCUCCUCGUUCGAUUUGCGGCGUGCCAACCGUGUGAUGUUGUUAUUGCAGCCGACCGGUGAUCGCAGUUAUUACCUGAUGGUAGCCAUUAACGCUGAUGGCCAUCUACUAUUCGAAGAGGACCGUGAAGGGCCGGCCGUUGGGGCGCACAUCGAUCGAAGUUUUCUGAAUAAUGCACGCCACUCCAUCUACUACAUACGCAAUGGCAGUGAGGCCACUCUGUAUAUUGACCGCGAAAAAGUGCCAUUGACAAAGAUACAGACACGUGCGCCGGUGCCAACGAGUGAUGUGGGUGGAAAUCGUGUACAAAUUGGUGGCAUCAAUACAACAGAUGCGAGAUUUGCUGUGUUCAAGAGUUAUAGCGGCUGUCUGUCGAAUAUUUACAUACAAGUGAAUAAUUAUGUGAUGAAACCGCUGGAGGAAUAUAUGCUCUUCACCAAAUCAGGCGCCGACAACAUAACUGUUAUUCACCCACAGGGUCUGCGCAGCGCACAGUGUAUAGCCAAAUUCGAUAUUUCGGAGCAGCCAUCACAGGAACCAAUGGUCAACGUGAGCUCGAGCGUCGAGACUUGGGUUGAAGAUCCGCCGCAACGCGUCCUUUAUGUAGCCAAAUUCGGUUAUGACGUUUCGGAGAAGGAGGACUCCACGCAAGUGGUAUUCAUAACGCUGACGUCGCUCUUCGUGAUUAUAAUCAUUUGCUGCCUAAUAGAGGUGUACCGCAGUCAUCGUGCCUAUAAGAAACGCAUCGAACGCCAGACCGACGAGGAUAUCAUAUGGUCAAAGGAACAAGCGACAAAAAUGCAUGAAUCGCCAGCUGUGGCGGGAACACAGUCUUACGCCUACAAAGUGUUGCCGCAGGAUGAAAAGAAGUCGGGAAAUGGCGCUCCGCUAGUGGGUAUUUUGAAAAAUGGCAGCGCAGCUGGCGCCGCAACAGUUGCAGGCACAGCAACGCCGGCUAAGGAGAAUGGUAGCACAAAGAAAAACGGAGAUAUACCACUGGGUCAGAUUGACGCGCGCAUCGAUGAAGAGGAUGAAGACGAUGACGAGGAUGCCGCAAAAGCAGAGGUAGACAAAAGCUUAGAUGAAGCCUUGGAGGCAGCGCAGCCUGAGAAACAAACGGAUGAAAAAGAGAUUAGUCAGAAAGGCGCUGAGGACACACUUGAGAAGAAAACUGCGAACGUAAACGAAGAAAAACCUGUAAGCAAUGCUGAUGCAAAUAAGAGUCCAAACGAAAAACCGAACGACGGCAAAGGUAAAGAGGAAAUAAAAGCUAAGGAUGAAAGUAUCGAACUCUCGAAACAAGAUAAACUCAACGCAACGGCGCCGAAGCAAAAUGAAGAAGCUAGCCAAGUGGCGCCAAAAAGCACCGAGACUCCUUCUCCAGCACAGCAGCAAAAUCUAGAGAAAGAGACUCAAACACCUGCCCAAAUAGAUGGUGAUUUGACGGACGGAACACCGCAACAGACGAAGCCUGCGGCCACAAAUGGUGCAACGGCGAACGGCCACGGCACGCAAAAAACCCCACUACAACCACAACAACAGUCAUUGCAAGCCAACGCAACACGCGUCGAACGCAAGCCGUCGGUUAAACGGCAAGUGUCGUGGGGACCACCGACGGUGGCAGAAGCGGAUGCGGAAACGCUCAAACUCACCAUCACAGCACCCGUCUACAAACAAAACGGCUACUACGGCGGCAGCACCAACACAAGCAACAACAAAAACAAUGCAAAUUGCGCGACAAUGACAUGAAAUUGGCGCGAGAGCCACGCACUCGCAUACACAACAACAACAAAAUAUGCAAACAAUUUCAAAAAAUACAUAAAGACAUUAAGUAAACUGCUCUAUAAAUAGUUUCAUACAAACGCAUCAUCGUACAUUUAUAUAUGUAAGGCAAACAAGUGGAAACGGAAAGUCAUAGAGAUAUUAUAUGGUUUAAGAUAAUUAAUAUAGCUGCCGGAUAACUGGCGCAUUGCGAAAAAUGUGUUAACUAGCAUAAAGAUGAUUAUGCUCAAUUUUUUACAACAAAAAGUAGUUUUAAAUUUGAUUUUGGUUUGUAUUAUGAUAACAAUAACACAACUUAUACACAAUAAGACAUAGGAAUACAGACAUACAUGCAAAUGUAUUGAGAUACGGAUAUAAGUAUAUAAAAUCGAAAACCUGAGAAAAUGAAAUGGAGCCCCACAUUAUCCACAUUGCACUCACUUUAGCAGAUUUUCUUAAGCACACAGGAUAUACAUAUAUUACUAUGAUUUAUGUUAAUUGCUUUAUCCCGAUAAGUUAGUAAAUGGAGUUUUUAGACCUGUAGUUUUCAAGAAGAAAGAAAACGCUUAUAAUUUUAUGUUACGGCAAAGAAUUUAGCUUUAUUAUACAGCUAAGAGAUCGGUAUUCUGUUUUAAAAAGGUUUUCGGGCAAUAAGUGCCGCGGUUGUCUGAAUAAAUUCCAAUAAACCCUAAUUUUGCAGCAAUUAAUUAAUGAUCAGUAAUAACUCGCCAAAUCAUCUCUCUACUGACGUCAAGGAUCUCAGGAUUAUCGGCGUAAACAAGCGACUUCACAUAAUCGCACAAAAAAUCAGUGUUAAAUCGCACAAUCUCACAAAGUUUCCUUUCAUAAUACUGUAGGGCAUGUAGCGCUAUUUUAUUUUAAUCCAAGUUCGUCCACCUCAGGUUAGGUUGGGUUAAGGCGUAAGUAGGGUAAUAUUUUUUCAAAAAAAUUUUUGUUUUUUGCAUUUUCUGUUCCCUUAUACGCUUAGAAUUAAUGUAGAAACCCGCUUUACCAUUGGAAGGUUUCGAAAAAGGCCCAAAAAUAAUAAUACCGCUCGACGUGCGGAGCGCUCGCAGAGCACACCUCUAACUGGCGAAUAUGAUUCCGGUCGAACAACUCAACCGAUUUGCUUAAUUUUUUUUUUUACAUGUUCACAAAACGCCUGGCUAUCGUCCCUAUUUAUUUUAUAAUUUAUUGACAAUGUUAUGACAAAAUUUAUGUAAAAAAACAUGGGGAAAAAUAAAAAUAAAAAUGUUAAUUACCUUUUUAUUUAUCAACAUUUUUUCAUGAUUCUGGUAGGGACGAUAACCAUUCACGUACUUUUUAAGAAUAAAUUGGGUUUUUGUCCGCCAUUGAAAACACGCAUCUCAUUAACCCAGCCAUUUCACCGACAGAUGUCAUCAAAAAAUUCCGAAAAAAUUUGUUUAUACACUCCACGAUAUACCUCAAGAUAUGUGAACAAAGUUCUGUAUAAUAAAAAUUUCUAUGAAAAAAAAAUUUCAAAAAAUCAGGCCAGAUUACGCUACUGACCCUUAAAUCUGGUAGGCCAAUAAGCCACGUAUACCACAGUUUUGGUCCUUUGCGAUACUAAAUCGAGAUCAGUUGCGGUCUCGCUAUCGAUACUUCCUCCAGUCUUGCCAAUGCGGGACAAUUGCUCAAGAGAUACUCCAUUGUUUCCCCGGUGUCCUGCUCUAGACAUUUUCUGUCUGCCCCAUCCUGCGGGCUUGUGUCGCCACCAGACAGAGACCAGCUAGUAUCCCAUAAAGUUCCUACACUCUUUUCUAUGAAGUGCUAAUAGGAAUUUGUGUACUUCCAAUCUACCGUCUGUAUGAUAUGUAAUAACUUUGACAGAAGCGAACUUGAGAUCAUGACAUUGUAAGCAGCGACAACCAUUGCCCAGUCUACACCUGCAAGGAGGAUACAGCGAAGAGGAAUUUUUGCCGACCAUGGUCGACAUCAACAUUUCCAAUUCUGAGACAAAAAGGGCUCUAUAGGGUUCUCUAAUGACUGUAACUUUAUGGGCGCCUUUAUUUUUGAAGAAAUAUGGACCUAGGAUUUCCUCUGCCCAUAGAGCACACCAAAAAAAGAAUAUUUGAGGAAGUAAUCUAUCAUUGAAAACCACAUGUCUGAAAAACACAUUCGUUAAUACUGAUUUGGGGCAAAUAAGAAAAUGGACCACUGAGAACCAGAACAUAUAUAAUUGAAUGCCUUCUAUGAUGACAGCAGUGGUUGAAUUUCCUUUUAUAAGCGCAACAAAAUAGCUAACCAUUUUUAUCAUAAUCAUAGUUCUAAGCUUUCCGGUUGUUCAAAGUGAUACUGCAAGACUUUCACGACGUUUAUUAGUGCACCAAGUAAUACCACACAGGAAUAUAAUGUAUACUAUGCCAAAGCCGCUUUAGCUCUCCAGUCAUUACUAAGAAAUUGUGAGCUUUGAAAUUUAUCGACACUUCAAACUUUAAUGCUCAUAUUAGGUAACCUUAAAUAGAGGUUAAAACUGUUAAAACUAGUUGGAUUUAUGAAAACACUAACCUCACUUUUUAUUUUUUACUUUGAGAACCUAAAGUCGCACCAACUGUUUUGAAUAUAUCUCUAGACAGAAUACAAUGAAGAUCUCUACGUCUUGUUUAACAAUUUCGAAAAAAUUUAGUGCCUGAUAACCGUGAAUAAAUUUUAAUUUCGGGAGAAGUGAAAACUUCAAAAUGUGCAUUGGGAUUGCAAUGCUACUCCAUAAACUUCUUCCGGUAUGGACUCCAUAAACUACGUUUAUAAUUAUUUUAUUAUUGAAAUAAUACCUUUUUUAACUCUGAUUGUUAUGGAGCAUAAUACCUUUCUUCUUAGGCUAAUUUAUUUUUCAAAUCAUUAUAUUUUCCUCAAAUUUCGCAUUCAUUUCAAAGUGUGACCGUUUGUAAAUAAUAUAUUUUUUGUGAUAUUUGACUUUAAUAAACGAAAAGUAAAGAUGGAUUAAUCGCAUUGUAAA